AUGGGUGAUGUUAAAGAAUUAUCGCAUGAUCAAAAUGCGGAAACCGAAAUCGGAGCCAUAGAAGAUGAGGUCAACGAGAAAUCCCUCCUGCGCAAGCUGGAUUGGAGGCUUCUACCAGCAGUUGGCGUCUUAUAUCUUCUCUCGUUUCUGGACCGUAGUAACGUUGGAAACGCCCGUAUAGAGGGCAUGGUGACCGACCUUCAUAUGACGGGGAACCAGUAUCUUACGGGAUUGACGGUUUAUUUCAUUGGCUAUGUUCUCUUUGAGGAAGGGAUUGCCACCGUCAUCGUGGCUACUAUCGCGUACUGGUUUAUCGAGAACUAUCCAGAUACUGCCAAGUUCCUUACCAAAUCGGAGAGAGAACUCAUUCAGACUAGGCUGGCAGCGGACUGCGACGCGAUGAUCAAAGAAGAAUUCAACUGGAGCGCUGUACUCGAAGCAAUUCGGGACCCAAACUGUUGGCUGUAUAGCUUGGGCUUCCAUACAAUGAGCCUACCACUUUAUACCCUCUCCUUAUUUCUGCCAACUAUUAUUAGUAACCUUGGAUAUACAGCAGCAAAGGCCCAGCUGCUUACAAUCCCCCCAUAUGCAUUAGCAUUUCUCACAACAGUAGGAGUUGCUAUUGCAUCCGAGAAAUUGGGGAAAAGGGCUGUCUUCCUUGCCGGCUCCUCUGUUACGGCGGCGAUUGGAUAUAUAAUUUUGUUGGCAAAUACGGAUCCUGUUGCACGGCCGGGGGUGUCAUACUUGGGCACAUUCUUCGCGGCGGCGGGAAUAUAUCCAUCAACCGCACUUGUCCUUUCUUGGCCCGCGAUUAAUGUGUCCGGCCAAACCAAGAGGGCAAUUGCGAAUGCAAUGCAAAUUAGCAUUGGGAAUCUAGGAGCCGUAAUGGGAACACAGCUUUAUCGAGCCAACGAUGGGCCGAGGUUUGUUGUCGGCCACUCAAUGGCCCUGGCAUAUCUAUGCGCAAAUGCAAUUGUUGCUAGCUACAUAGGAUGGCGACUAAAGGCUCAAAAUAAGGCAAGGGCAGAGAUUGCGCCGGAGAUUCAGAACGUGGGUGAGGCGUUGGACUGGAAAGGAGACAAGGAUCCUCGGUGGAGAUUUUCCUAUUAG
Trichoderma aggressivum f. europaeum is the source of this 1110-nucleotide messenger RNA. RefSeq lists its product as uncharacterized. NCBI's taxonomy places the organism in Eukaryota, Fungi, Ascomycota, Sordariomycetes, Hypocreales, Hypocreaceae. Gene Ontology annotation, molecular function: transmembrane transporter activity. The transcript has 5 exons. Gene Ontology annotation, biological process: transmembrane transport. The coding region runs from base 1 to 1110 and encodes 369 amino acids. Gene Ontology annotation, cellular component: membrane. The record is from RefSeq and is a predicted model, not a curated record.